Molecule: messenger RNA, 3213 nt
Organism: Closterium sp. Naga37s-1
Lineage: Eukaryota; Viridiplantae; Streptophyta; Zygnematophyceae; Desmidiales; Closteriaceae
Source: the annotation of a GenBank genome assembly
AUGGCAGAGGAUUUUCCAUCGCUGAAGGCCAAGUGGGUGGUGAUGCAGCACGCCAAGAAACCCGCUACCAUCUUCGACGACCUCGCCUUUGUCCCCGAGCACGACCUACUGGAUUCCUCGUGGAUCGACAACGCGCACGACCUUCCGAGCAAGGCCGCGAGCAGGCAGGGCAAGCCGGCGUGGCAGGUGCAUCUCAAGCCCCCCGUGCCCUCCUCCACCGACGUCGCCCCCUCGUCUCUCCGCAAUUCCCCCCUUCCCCGUGACGCCAAUCUCGAGGGCCUCCUCGCCGCGCAGCUCCCGCCACCGGGCGGUGCGGGGGGGAGCGCAGCCGGGAACGCGGCGGCACUGCGCGAAGAAGAGAUGGAGGCGUGGUUUCAGUACCCGCUGGGCGAGCCCAUCGACAGUUUCGGGCGGUUGAGAGCGGUGGAGGGGCUUAGUGUCGACGACGGCGGACAGGGGUUGGAGAACUGGCGCGCAGAUGAGAUCUCCGCCGUGCAGGCCGGAGUCGGCGCAGACAUGGGCGCACAUGCCGCGGCGCUUUGCGGAAACUUGCAGGCGCAGAUGCGCGCCGAGCCGGUUGGCGCUUCCGCGACUGAGAUGGGAGGCAGAGGCGCGGGCGGACUGAACAGCAUGGUAGCGGCGUCUCUAUUGGCGCAGAAGCGGGGCUUUGGCGGACUCGGCGGAGCGGAAGCCGGCGGGGGUGGUGCGGGGGAGAGAGGGGAGCGCGAGGCGCAGCUCGCCAAGCCCAUGGGCGCCACCUCCGCCACCCCUGCGGUCUCCGCCGCCCCCGCCGGUGCUGUAGGCGUCUCGUCAAGUGCGGCGCCUCAACCUGGCGGCAGCGCCGGCAUCGCGGGUGUGAGCGCGCGCCUGGCGAGUAAGGCCCUGGCGGCUCUUAAAUCUGGCAAGCUCGCGUCGAGUCCCGCGUCGUCCGCUGGCGAUUCCAACGCGCUCGCCGCCGCUCCCACCGAGGGGAUUCGCGAUGCAGCGGUCGGCACGACGGCAACUGCGGCGGCCGGCACGGCGUCAGGAGCGGCGGGCGCGUCGGCACCGGGUGUGUCGAAACCUCCCGCCUCGCGUAGCAACGUGCCGCGCCAGGCCAGCGAGUCCAACGCCAGUGCCGCAGCGAUUGCCGGCGCGUCUCACGGCGCGGUGACUGGGAACUGCGGACCAAACGCUUCGCAAAGUGCGGCGAGCCGGCCCUUGCCGUACGCCCCUUUAAACGUGUCGCGCCAGCAGCAGCAGCAGCGGCAGCGGCAGUUGCAUGCCGACGCGCGGCAACCCGAUCAACCGCAGGAGCCGGCGGGGACUACGGCGGAGCGGUCGCCCGACGCGGGGCACGCGUCGACGGUUACGAGCAACGCGCCCGCGGGAUGCGGCGCGAACGGCGCGCACAAAGCGGAAAGGGCCGCGACUGGCAGCUCCGGAAUGGUGAGGCGCGCGGAGGAGGGCAGCGGAGGCGGCAGUGGGGGGGCCAGCGGUGGGGAAGGAAGCGCGGGCGGGGGCACCGAGCGGACAGGGCAGGCGGAGCGGCCUGCGCGCACCGCCAGCAUGGGCGGAACGAAGGAUUCGUGGCUGCCCGGAGCGAGCCGCGGAGGGGCGCGCGGAGGACGGAAGCGGGGGAGGGAGGAAGGGGAGUACGCGCGGACAGAGGACUUGCCCGAGGAGAGUCUGGAUACGCGCAGAACGGGCGCGACUGGCGCAACGGGCGCGACGAGCGGGGCGGGACGGAGAAGCGGCAUGGAGGGCAGCGCGGCGAAACGUGCGCGCGCCGCUGAAGUGCACAACAUGUCGGAGCGGGUGAGUGGCGGCGAGAUGAGGGCGCGGGGAGAAUGCGGUGACAACGGGCAGGAGGUGGGGGGGAAUGUGUAUGGGAACACGGAGGGGGAGAGGGGGGAUGUGGGGGGGAGGAUUGGGGAGCGGAAACGAUUGGGGUGGUCUUUUAAGGCGCAUGGCGUGCAUUCGCCUCUGCUCCUGUGCUCCCGCGCUCCCGCGCUCAUGUGCGCCUAUCUGCAUGCCUCUUGCCCCCGUCCAUUCCCAGGCCCCGCCUCGCGGCGGGAUCGCAUCAACGAGCGCAUGAAGGCGCUGCAGCAGCUGAUUCCCAACUCUAACAAGACGGACAAGGCAUCAAUGCUAGAUGAGGCGAUAGAGUACCUGCGCGUGCUGCAGCUCAUUCCCUCCUCUCGCUCUCUCCUCAUUCCAUCCUUCCUGCCCUGCUCCUUCCCCCGUCUCCCACCCACCCCUCUUCAGACGGACAAGGCGUCGAUGCUGGACGAGGCCAUAGAGUACCUGCGCAUGCUGCAGCUGCAGCUGCACGUCAUGUCCGCGCGCACAGGCAUCGCGCUCCCCCCCGCGCUCGCGCUCCCCCACCCCACCUCCCUCUCCGCCCUCCCGUCCGGCACCCCCUCCGCGGACCAGCUCCCCGCCCCUGGCGCGGCUCUGGGGGGAUUCGGGCUCGGGGGAAUGGGAAUGGGGGGGAUGGAUUUGGGCGAUAUGGGCCUGGGGAUGGGGGGAAUGGGGGGCAUGGGCGGAAUGGGCGCAAUGGGCGGACUAGGGGGAUUGGGGCUCGGCAUGGGGGGGCUGGGGCUGGGAGGCAUGGGAGGGCGAGCCGCCGACGCUGCUGCUGCAGCAGAAGCGGCAGCGGCAGCAGAUGAAGCAGGUGCGAUGCAGAGGCAGCGGGUGCAGCAGCAGCAGCAGCGGCUGAUGGCUCAGCUGCAGGCGCAGCAGCAGCAGCGCGAGCUGCAGCGGGAGCAGCUGCAGCAGUUGCAGCACGAAGCCCAGCAGGUGCAGCAGCAGCAGCAGCAGCAGCAGCAGCAGCAGCGGGAGAGGGCAGCGCUGGGAGUGGGCAUGCAGGGCGAGGAGGCUCUAAAUGGGCUUAGUGGGGGCGGCGGUGGUGGUGAUGGCGGGUGUGGGGCGAUGGGCGGUAUGGGCGUGGCAGCGGGGGGUGCAGAAAGGGGGGAGGGCGGGCGGCAGGUGCGGGCGGCAGGGGUGGACCCUAUGGAAGCGUACCUGGCACGGCACCAGCGCAUGCAGCAGCAGCACCAGCACCAGCAACACAUGCAGCAACAGCACAUGCAGCAGCAGCAGCAGGUCAGCACAUCGCACAAUGCCUCUCCGCUGUUCUCGUCGCCUCUCCCUUUCCUUCUCCCCCAUUCCCCUCUCCCAUAUCCCCGCUCCCCUCGCUUCCUUCCCCUCUCCUCCUCGUUUCUCUCCUGA